Lachancea lanzarotensis is the source of this 912-nucleotide messenger RNA. RefSeq names its product LALA0S08e02102g1_1 (gene GET4). Gene Ontology annotation, biological process: protein insertion into ER membrane. The record is from RefSeq and is a predicted model, not a curated record. NCBI's taxonomy places the organism in Eukaryota, Fungi, Ascomycota, Saccharomycetes, Saccharomycetales, Saccharomycetaceae. Gene Ontology annotation, molecular function: protein binding. Gene Ontology annotation, cellular component: cytosol; TRC complex. Bases 1 to 912 code for a protein of 303 amino acids. The transcript has a single exon.
AUGAGCUCCAAUACCAAACUGACAAAAACGUUAGCGCGUUUCCAGGCUCGUAUUGAGGCUGGGGACUUUUACGAGGCCCAUCAAACCCUGCGUACCAUUGCAAACCGUUAUGUUCGCAGUAAGCAGUACAACGAUGCAAUUGAUCUAAUUUCGGAAGGUGCACAGGCUUUUUUGACCGCAAAACAAGGUGGAUCGGCAACUGACUUGAUUUUCUAUCUGUUGGAGGUGUAUGAUGCAGCAGAAGUCCGUGUAAAUGACACCUCAAUUGCUAGAUUGGUGCAACUCUUAGCGAAUUUGGAUCCAGAAGAACCUAAUCUGAAAGACGUGGUAACGGGUAUGAACAAUUGGUCUAUUAAGUUUGGAUCCUGUAAGUAUGGUGACCCCUACCUCCAUUCUGUGAUCGGACCCAAACUCGCAGAUGGUGGCUAUGUUUAUGAGGCAGAAAGAUAUUUCGUAUUAGGCACAACCGAGUCUGUAAAAGAGUACGUUUCUCUCUUAUGGGAAUGGUUUCUACAAAGUGGCGAUAAGAAGGCCGCUGGAGAAUUCUUUUCAAGGCCAAUAUUCAACUAUUUGUUCAUUGGCAACAUCGAAAAUGCGUAUGCUAUUAAGGAUAGCUUUCUGAGCAAGUUUAUCGAAUGGUCGUCUGCAGCUCAUGAGAAAAUCGAUAAGAACGGUUUUGAAAUGUGGUACUUUGAAGACUAUGCAGACCUAAAUUUUUUGCAACUACUUAUUUUGACAUGCCAGUCGGAGAAUGUUGACCUCUUUAGAAACUUACAGAGCCACUACGCAGGAUCGAUAGACCAGUAUUCGUCCCAGCUGGAAUAUUUGGGCCAGGAAUAUUUCGGUAUCAAAAUACAGAAACCUGUUAACUUCAUGCAGGAUAUAAUGUCGGGGCUUCUCGGCAGUAAAUAG